CUUAGGGUUCGCGCCGGACCAGGGUAGACAAGAACUCACCCAUACCGCUGGUCAGCUAUGUCACGCUAUUACACAGACACACAUGCACACACAUAUGCAGACGUCCCUGUCUCCUUCUCUCUCCCUCUUUCUCUCAGCUACUAGGUAGACGAACAAGACGUCCAUCCACACACAUAGCGAAGAACACACACGCACACACGCACACACACACACCACACACACACCUGACUUCAUUUCUCAUUCAACCUCUUCGAACGAAUCGACUUCUCAAAACAGCUGCACAGUGGGCACUGAGGUCAGAGAGAGAGACAGAGAGAGAGAGACACGUGCCCCUCCCUACAUAGGUCUGCACAUGCAUGGGCGGCACCGGCCUCCUCUACACACACCGCACCACACCCUGACUGACUGACACGCGGCCACCACUUGAUAAAGACAGACAAAGCAUCAAAUAAACCACACACCAACAUCGCAACACAUCGCAACACACCCACACUUCCCCCAUCCAUCCAUCCAUUGAUCCAUCCAUUUAUCCAUCAGGGCAGGCCCCCGUGUGUGCGGCCGUUGGUCGCCGCCAUGCCGUCAUGGGCAGCCGAGGGCACCUCUCGCGACACAUAGCUGACAAUCGGCCGAUAGGACAUAGUGUGGUACACCUUCCUGCCGCUGCUGCCAUUGAUGGUGCGGUUGGCGGCGGGGACGGUGGGAGAUGGCCGCACACACAGACACACUGACACCCACAGAGAGAGAGAGAGAGAGUCUGUCUGCCUGCCUGCCUGUUUUGUUGUUUGUGUACCGAUUAUGAGUGCAAAGACGCCGAUGAGCAGAGCGAUCCAGACGCCCUCUUGAGGCAGCACACCGACACGGCUGGGGGCAGUGGGCCGGUCCUGGUAGGACGGGCAGUGCGCCUCAACGAAGCCCACGAGCUGCCUCUGCUUGUCGACGAUGACCUCGUGGCCGACCAUGAAGGACAUGCCUAAAACCGCCGACUGCCGGCGAUUGUCGUCCACUGCCAGGCACCAGAUGCUGCACACACACACAGUCAGACACAGAGAGAGAGAGUGAGAUUGGGCGUGUGUCAGGUGUGUGUGUGUGUGCGUGCUGCUUGUGCUGCUUACUGGUCGCUGCCGCGUGCGUGAAGGUAGGAGGUCGGCCGCCAUGGCACCUUGCCGCCCCUACAAGCAAUCCCCACGCACAUGAUCCAUCCAUCCAUCCAUUUGUGCGACUCCCCUCCCUCCCUGCCUCCCUCCCUCUGAGGCUCCCUCACUUGAACUGCAGAUGGAUGGUGGGGAAGAGCUCAGCCGUGCUCCUCCCGCCCUUGAGCGACCAACACAUGUCCCCGCCACUUGGUCCUCCUGCUGUGUCCCCUCCAGUGUUGUCAGCGGCCACGCCCUCAUUCACCGAGGAGUGCAGCCGCCGACAGCCAGGGAUGGGCCCAACCCCACUGUGGCUGCUGCUGGUGGUGGUGGCGGUGGUAGAGAGGGGCGGUGGCGAGAUGAAGGUGCCGUCUUUGUCAUUAUCGGUGUGGUGUGUCUGCUGGUGCCUGAUGGUGUCGGUGAGGGGGCUGCUGCCGCGGAGGUUGUUGCCGCCGCUGUCUGGCGGGCAGAGAGAGAGGAAAAGCGCACGGAAUGACGGCCACACCGACUUGGGCAGAUACGUGUAGGUGGUGCCUAUACAGGGCAUCCCACCCACCCACCCACACAAACACAAACACAAACACAUCCCCCACACACACACACAGAGUCAGUAACAGAUAAUGGAUGUCAUGUGCACUCUCUCUCUCUCUCUUUCUCUCUCUCCGACCCACCCGAGUCGACGAUGGCCUGCACCCAUUCCUCAGUUCCCCAUCCAAGCCGGACAUCGCCCACCCAGCCCCCCUGGAUCGUCACCGCAUAGUACACUGACGGCACCAUACUCGUCCACACACCCUCACCACCACCAAACUCAGAGGAGGAAUUGCCGCUCCACCCCCCCACCGUCAGCAAACCUCCCUCUUCAGCCAGACAGAUGCUGAAGGCCCGACGCGGCACUGUCAUGGUGUCGAAGAUGGCGUCGAGGAAGGUGGGAUGGUCGCUCUGGCGGCGUGAUGCGAUGCCCAGGAUGCCCGAGGCCUUCUGGGUGCGGAAGAGCUUGUUCUCCUCUGAGUGGCACCCGGCGAAGGCUUUGACGGGGGGGUUGUCCUGCUGGCGGUCGCCCAGCUGGAUGAAGUCUGAGAACCAGUAGCCCACGAUCUGGCUGCCCUCGGUGUAGCCCUGCCGGUAGCUGCAACGGCCGUGUCUGCAGGCGCUCGAAGGGCACCACUCCAGCGGCUCUCCUCCCUCUCUCCAAACCGACAAAGACGGCUCCCCCUGUGUGCCACCAUCCUGGUGGUGACAGCUCUCCCAUUCGGCCGAUUGUGAGAGGCGAAAGUCGAAUGGCGAGUCGAUGUGGCUGCCGCAGUGGAGGCAGUUCUUGCAGGGGAAGGCGAGUAUGGUGCUGCCGGUGUCCAAGAUGACCGACUGCCGCUGCGGCACGGGGCUGCCGAUGAGCAGGUCGAGGUAGUAGUACCCCGUGCCGUAGAUGCCGCCAUACAGCUGCGCGUACUGAACCCUCCCAGCGCCGCCUACGGUGGCACUGGUGGCAGGUGGAGGAGAGGGGGAUGAUGAUGACCACUCGGACUCAUUAGUAUCCCCCACCGAUAGCCCCCGAUAAUGGGCACUGGCUAUCCUUCCCUCCAGCCCCCGUGUGUCUGCAGAGCUGCUGUCCUCGGUGGCUCCCCUCGGGCAUCCCACUCGCCAGAUCACAAGAAUGGCCGUGAGGGUAGCGACCGCACAGGCCGCCUCAAGCCGACAGACGCCGCGAGAUGGCUUCUCAUCGGGAGGAGCGCUCGGGAUGGGCUGAGGGGGUGGGGAGGGGGGCGGGAUGCUGGGCAUCAUCUGUCGGCCUGUCGCUCAGUAGCCCUCACUGGGAAGGAACACAACACACACGCAUAUGGAACAGACAGACAACCGAAAGACGACCGUGGCAGGUCCGUUGCUUUGCUCGAUAUUUCUCGCUGAUCUGUGCUUACCUAGUUCAUGGCGUUGAUCUGCCCAUCCUCCACUCCCUGCCACCGCCGGACGGCCUCUCGAAAGGCAGCUGACAGUCAAACUUAGCGGCGGGUGCGGGAAGGCCACCAAAACUUGCCGAGGAUUCUCUUCAUUGUCGCACAACACGUCCUCACAGUGCCGUGAGGGACGGAGGAGAAAGUCAC
Messenger RNA from Vitrella brassicaformis, 3226 nucleotides. The record is from the annotation of a GenBank genome assembly. Lineage: Eukaryota; Vitrellaceae.